AUGGCUGUCGCUGAUUACAAGAAGUAUCUGGCGGAGAAUGUUCUCAAUGAGCGCCGGACGGUCACUUAUCGCUCGUUGAGUAGAGCUCUCCGGGUCCACUGCACCUUGGCCAAGCAAAUGCUAUACGACUUUCACCACAGCGAAAACACCAAGAAACCGAACAGCGUCAAUGCCACCUACCUUCUCACGGGCAUCCAGAAACCACCCACUCCCCCCACUACGAACGGUGCACAUGCCAAUGGCGACGACAACGAAGACGAUGUGAUGGCUAGCAGCCCAUACCUUCCCAGCUCCAUGCCAAACCAAGAUGCGAUCACUGAUGAUGUCGCCACCGCCUCUGUUAUCCUCGCCCGAGAGGAGGAUCUCGAAGAUGCCAAAGACACCUUUCAAUCAAUCACCUCGAUAUACGUUUACAGCUUGCAGCCUACAAUUCUCCAGGAUCUCAAUGUCUUGACCGAUGUCAGUCGGGAGAUGAUAAGCAGUCAUGCGCAUGAGGAUCCGCUAGAGUUUGGGAAACAAUGGGGCAUGAUCCAAAAUAAGCACGUGAAGCGGAGAACGGGCGCGCGGCCGCCUGUGCCUGCACCGGCACCGGCACCAGCUUCAGCUCCCUCUUCAUCCAAGCCUGUCGUGCCUUCGAAGCGAUCAAAUGAAGCAUCGCAAGAAACGAAACCCGAGCCCAAGCAGGAAGAUCCCUCAGAGUCUGCGCAACCAUCGCAACGUAGCAAUCCUCCGUCUUCCAAGCCUACGGAGAAGACAGCUCCGGUGAAGCGAGAAAAGAGCAACCUUUUCAGCUCCUUUGCGAAAGCGAAGCCUAAGCAAAAGAAAGAAGACUCGGUGACGCCCGCUGCCUCCGGAGCGGAUUCGGCCGAACCCAGUGGUCCUGAAGAUGUUGUCCUAGACGAUGCGUCGGAAGAAGAAGCCGAAGAGCUUUUCCCUGACACCGGCAAGUCCUCGUCCGCUGGCCCACGAGUAUCAAGGAAAGAGCGAGAGGCGAGGCUGAAGCAGAUGAUGGAGGAUGAAGACGAAGAAGAAGACGAGGAGAUGCCAGAUGUCCCAGAACCCGCCGAAGAAUCCAACCCCAUCGACGAAGCACCGCCCAAGCCUCCUUCUCCCAAGGAGGAAGUUACUGUUGGGGGAGGACGUCGCAGAGGAAGGCGUCAAGUCAUGCAAAAGAAGACUGUCAAGGAUGACGAAGGAUACCUUGUAACGGUCGAGGAACCCUCCUGGGAGUCAUUCUCCGAGGAUGAGCCUGCACCGCCGCCCAAGAAGAAACCUGCCGUGAGCGCUCCAAAGGGCAAGGCAGGAGGUAAAGCAGGACAGGGUAGUAUCAUGUCGUUUUUCGGCAAAAAAUAG
This is a messenger RNA of Aspergillus melleus, 1353 nucleotides long. RefSeq lists its product as uncharacterized. Gene Ontology annotation, cellular component: nucleus; delta DNA polymerase complex. The transcript has 9 exons. Lineage: Eukaryota; Fungi; Ascomycota; Eurotiomycetes; Eurotiales; Aspergillaceae. Gene Ontology annotation, biological process: DNA replication; nucleotide-excision repair, DNA gap filling; DNA synthesis involved in UV-damage excision repair. The record is from RefSeq and is a predicted model, not a curated record. The coding region runs from base 1 to 1353 and encodes 450 amino acids. Gene Ontology annotation, molecular function: DNA-directed DNA polymerase activity.